UAUCAAUCAUUAUUUUCCGUCCUAUUUUUGCUAUCAGUUUUUCGGGAGCUGAUUGCUAUCAACUGAUCGUUCUAUGGAGGUGCAAAAACUCUUAUAAAUUACAGCCGUAUUUCGUGAAGCCGUUCUUGUUUGAAGUGCUCAAUGUCACGUGCGGUGUACUCCGGAUGUAUUCUAUACGAAGCGAUGAAGUUUGUGCAUGGAAUCGUGCCGUUUUCAUCGGUUUGAACAACUUCCGGUCAUGAUUCUGUACCUCUGGCUCGGCAUCAUCAAUCUAGUUAGGUGCUAGCUGUUCGAACUUGCUAGCUUUGCUCUCGGAUACAAACCAGAUCUUGCCGUAUACUAUACAUAGUUGAAGUACAUAUCAUGUAGAAUAAUUAUUGACAGAUGCAUUGAAGCUCUUCCGUUGUGUACCGUACAGUCUCGUUCUAAACAAUCAGAAAAAUAUGAAGCAUUAGAUAGGAAAUUGAAUAGUCUACUCACAAAAAUACUCAUUAGCCGAUAAAAAUUGCAACGAAUUACAACGCGAUACUCAACACUCUCUUCAGUGCGCUACUACAGGUGUACAAUAUGUACUACGGAAGGAACUGGUGAAAAACCCCAAUGCAUUUUGAAUAACAAUAGCAAACAGUAAACGAUGUACUCGACUCAACAUCACACCACCGCGCUGAGUGGAUUCUUGCAGUCCCGAAAUGGUAGCACCGGAUCGCCAGUGGUAAACGAACCGUAACGUAUCACCAUUGCAGACAACACCAACAACAAUGCGCCAAACAAAAGUAGAACAAAGAACCGCGAAAAGUGAUUUAUGAUGAGAGUAAUUGUAAAAAAAGCGAACAGUCCCAACUCAUGAUUUUCCUGUAUGUACAUGCAGUAAUCGAAAGCAAAAGAUAAGCUAAGUUUGGUCAGCACUGAUUCGCUGACUUCCGGAACGGAAAUAGUUUCGUUGUACGACUUGCGUCUCGACCACGUGACUAUUCGGAUGAGAUUUAGCUCAAGCUGAAACGAACUUUUGAGAACCUCCUGUGCCACGGUACGCUAUAAAUUAUAUUUCAAGAGAAAUCUUGGAAAUAAACGACAAUUUUGAGCAAUCUCGAUUAUGAACCUCUUGCUCGGUGCAACUGUGAAAGAAAUGUUAGUGAUAGUCAUAGAAAUCUAAGUGAGAUUUGUGUUGUGAACAAAUGGAAACAAGAUUUGAAGUGCGGGAUACAAUUCUAAUUACUGUAAUAGCUGUUCGUCGGUAAACAGCAUCACACAAGCAUCACAGCGGGAGACCGAGGAAACAACUCUGUAAUCAUGAAGCUAACAGAGAUGGGUACUCGCAACCAUGGCCACCCGCGAACACUGGUUACUCUUAUUUUUGGGACGGUAUUAGGCUUCAUGUUCGCUACCUUCAUCACCUCCAGUACUAGUCGAGCACCGUGGAUUCCGGAGUAUUAUCACUCGUCGAAGGAAGCUCCGGCGGUAGUCAGUGAUCCUCACACAGGUAAUGAGCUGAGGGAUGCGGCGGGCCCAGAGCAGGACGUUGGUUUCCAUGGAGAACACGAAGAGGCUCACGCUCACGAAAACUCUUCGUUGGCACAUCAGCUGCAACGAGAGGUGCGGGUUCUCUGUUGGAUUAUGACAAAUCCUGGCAAUCACAAGAAAAAAGCACUCCAUGUCAAACGGACGUGGGGUUCACGGUGCAACAAGUUGCUGUUCAUGAGCUCGAAAGAGGAUCCUCUAUUGAACUCUAUCGCAUUGCCGGUCAAGGAAGGGCGAAACAACCUGUGGGCUAAAACGAAGGAAGCAUUUAAGUACAUUUACCAGCAUCACUUGGAUGAUGCCGACUGGUUCAUUAAGGCUGAUGAUGACACGUACGUCGUAGUAGAAAACCUCAGAUAUAUGUUAUACCCGUUCUCGCCGAGUUUCCCAAUAUAUUUCGGGUGCAAAUUCAAGCCAUUCGUGAAGCAGGGUUACAUGUCUGGCGGAGCUGGCUACGUACUGAGUAAAGUGGCCGUUAAACGCUUCGUCGAAGAGGCCAUUCCUAACAAAAACUGUCGACAGGAUAAUGAUGGCGCUGAAGAUGUUGAAAUGGGUAAAUGCAUGGAAGUGGUAAAAGUUCUGGCAGGUGAUUCACGCGACUCUCUAGGCAGAGGGCGAUUCUUUCCCUUUGUUCCCGAACAUCAUCUCAUUCCCAAUCAUGUGGAUAAAGAUUUCUGGUAUUGGAAAUACAUUUACUAUAAAACUGACGAGGGUCUAGACUGCUGCUCGGAUAACGCCAUUUCCUUCCACUACGUCUCACCCAACCAAAUGUAUGUGCUGGAUUAUCUGCUCUAUCACUUGCGACCAUACGGCAUUGUGUCCCACUCGCAACCUCUACCAAAGAAACUCUCCUUAGCGGACGUGGUCCUGUCAGAUGAUCGUAGUAAGACCACCGAGAAUCCUGUCGGUUUAAAAUCGAAUGUCGCCAGUGAACUCGAAGAGCAGCAGAACCGACUGCUCAAUACCAAAGAUGAGCAAGAGUCGAACAACGUACUACUGGAGUAGUAGGAGUCCUAGUUUGUGUAGUAGUAGUUACGAUGGAAUAGCCAAACUACAAGCGUGCAUGCAUGUGAUGAAGGAUUUGCAAAGAGUGAUAUUGAGUUAGCUCGUACAAAACAGUGUUUGUAGGCAUUUAAGAAACUAAAGUUCAUGCGCCAUAUUAAUUAAAUGCUAUUAGGGCAGAUAUACCAAAGUUUUUUUUGUCAGUGAGUAUCGUGUAAAGCGACCCAUUCCUUAUAUGAUUAUAUCUAACGAAUCUCAAAAUAAAGUAACAUUUCAAUAACA
This is a messenger RNA of Topomyia yanbarensis, 2802 nucleotides long. Its product is annotated as glycoprotein-N-acetylgalactosamine 3-beta-galactosyltransferase 1-like. The coding region runs from base 1291 to 2523 and encodes 410 amino acids. Gene Ontology annotation, cellular component: membrane. Lineage: Eukaryota; Metazoa; Arthropoda; Insecta; Diptera; Culicidae. The transcript has 8 exons. Gene Ontology annotation, molecular function: N-acetylgalactosaminide beta-1,3-galactosyltransferase activity. The record is from RefSeq and is a predicted model, not a curated record.